CCACAGUCAGAGCUGGUCAGAGCUGAGUAUGCACCACUCACUGGCCUAAAACUGAGAAAAAAAACAGCUUUUACUCAACUAGACGACGCUUAAAUCACCUUCAGCAGCUCAUUUCAGUUCACUAACCAGAGCUGUAAGACGCUGAUUUGACUCUUAGAGAGGCUAAGAAGAGAGAUUAGUGAGACAGGAGGGCGUGACAGGGAGCCAGCCGAGCAGGCAAGCUGCUGCUGCAAGGGGAGGAAGAGCAGGCUAUGCAUCGGCGAAAGCCAGAGGUCAAGAAAAAAAGUGAAAGAAUAGUAAAAAGGUAGACUCUGAGGGAGGAGGGUCAUUUGUGAUCUGAGCCAGAAAACCUGAAACCAGCCUCUCUUUGUUGUUGUUGUGUGGGCCACCGGGCAGGGAUGUGAAGAAGAGCGGCAGGGAGGAAGGGAGGCGUCUGCAAGAAAGACAAGAAUAUGCUAUCUGAGAUGAUGUGCAGGAGACACUGCCAGCAACAGCUGCAUCAGCAGCAAGAUGGACAAGAGGCUCCGCAGAGGGACCCAUCCAGCCGCAGGAAACACGGCUGGACCAAGAGCUGCAGGGGGCGCCUGCAGGGGCGGAGGACAGGAGGGGGAGGGUGGCCGAGAGGGCGCAAUCACCACCACCAGCACCCUCAGCGUCAUCAUCCUCAUUACAAUCAUCCCCGACAUUUUGAGAGGCCGAUGAUGUCCCUUCGGCCCGUCAACGUCAAAGGAAACAGAGCGAGGGGGAUGCGGGCCCCCAAGAACACCAACCAGUUUCUAAUGCACGAGAAGUAUCAGAUGCUACACAUGCGCUCCGACUCAGUGGGGAGCGACAGUGGCAUGAGCUCAGACAGUGACGUGGAGCUCACAGACAUGGACUCGUACCUGGGCGUCCUGGAGAAUGCAAGAGGAGCCCUCUUGGACAGUCCCAACCCACAUGGCUCAACAACGCCACCAGGACAGAUCCUGGUACUGCACGAGGACAGUUUGCAUCUGCACGAGGACAACCUGUGCUUGCAGCGGGACAAUCUGCGUUUGCAGGAGGACAGCAUGCAGUAUUUCCCCUCUGAAGACGACCUGAUUCAGAGCCAGAAUUUCAUGCAGAGGGACUUUGUUGAGUUCUGUGACAUCCUGACACCCUAAGGGGAAACUUUGAGGGGGCCAUUUUGUUCCCAGCAGAGUGAAACCUCAGACUGAACGGGGUCAGGUUUGUUCUGCUUCAUGUUCACAGACUUUUUUAUAUUAAAAAAAAAAUCUCCAUCUUAUCGAGUCAUUUAGCCUUAACGUGUUAAGAAUCUGCUUGCAGGGUAAGAUGAUUCCACUAGUUUCCAGCAGAAAUCAACUUUUUAAAAAUGUUUUUUAAAUCAAGUUUAAUUCUUAUAAUACCCGUGCAGUUAUCUGCCUUAGUAAAUCUUUUUUAAGAUGCUGAAAUGAAGUGAAAUGAUCUCACCCUGUUGGCAUUUUUCUAGGUUUAAGAAAAAAAACAACUGAAUGCAAGAUUAAAUGACAUUAAGACGGAUGUUUUUUACAGAUCUUGUUUGAAUCACGUUUGGUUCAUGUACAGUGUUGUGUCUGGGUGCUGUAAAGUGUUGCCUUUCUGUUGUUGCUGUUGCACACAAAGGGAGAAGGGUUGGGUGGUGGGAGUGAGACCAAACAGCCAAUUGGCAUCAAGCUGGCUGGAUCAGCCUGCAGAUGAUUGGCUGAUGCAGACUCACAUCAACAAAAACUCCCUUUACUGUACAUUAAAAAAGAAAAGAAAAAACAACAAAUAAAUAUCUUAUUGAUGUAACAUGA
This is a messenger RNA of Epinephelus lanceolatus (giant grouper), 1793 nucleotides long. RefSeq lists its product as uncharacterized. Lineage: Eukaryota; Metazoa; Chordata; Actinopteri; Perciformes; Serranidae. The record is from RefSeq and is a predicted model, not a curated record.